AUGCCUAAUCUACACCUGUUUUCCAGGCCAGGAACAUCAGCUCAAUCUGUCAUGAGUUCUGUAGGGAUUUCCAGACUUAUCGACUUGGGUCUCACCGACCUAGACACAGCAGUUUUGGACUCAGCCAAGGCCCUGGCACAGUCCCUGCUCCCUGGCACCCCUCUCCCUUGCUACCCAUUCCCAAAGCCAACCUUCCAGUACAUAUAUUCUGGCAAGACAGAGCUUCAUGAUCUCCUAAGAAAACUGUUAAAUAAUGAAACCGUCUCAGGGUUUCACAGCGUCCCACUGAACAUUUCUGGGUUCAGCCGACCUGGAGGUUUUCAUUCGAUGAUUGUCCCGAAAGAUUGGCGACUAACAAAUCUGUAUGUGGUAGCAGAAGAUAUAUUUCAAAUUCUCCCAGAGAAACUGUCAGUCCGUCAGGGUGUAGACGUGCUGCGUAGUCAGUUUGGAGACGAAGAGGAGUGCGACGUCGUAGUGAGGAACCCUCCCUUCGCCGGCGCGCCCUCCGAGGCCACUCUGCCCAAGGGCUUCGUCAUGAGGGCGGCCCUCACGCCCUUCGUCGGCGCCGUCUCCCCUCGCAGGGGAGGCACUGCUGGAGGUACUCGUGUCUCUGUCGUUGGCACGGGGUUUGGCGAUUCUGGUAACACUGUCACCAUCGGCGGCGCUUCGUGCUUGGUGGCAGAGGAGAACGCGACGAGCAUAACGUGUGUAACGGAGGCACUCCCAGGCGGCGGCACCUUCCCCGUCCACGUCUCAGUGCCAGGCAUCGGUCUAGCUAAAGCAGCCGAAGGAAGCCACUACAGCUACGUGGACCUCUGGAGUUCUCGCUUCACGUGGGGCGGCGAGGCGGUGCCGUCGGAGGGCCAGCUGGUCGUGGUGGAAAAAGGACACACCGUUUACCUGGAUCAGUCCACGGAGGUGCUCAAGAUGCUCCUCAUAAAAGGAGGCCACUUACUGGUGGACCCUGAGGCGACGUCGGAGGUGGUGCUGAGGGCGGAGUACAUCCUGGUGGUGGACGGCGGGGCGCUCAGCAUCGGCUCGGAGGAGGACCCGUUUGAGGGCCGAGCGACCAUCGAGCUCCACGGCAACGCGAGGUCCAUCCAGCUGCCGGUCUUCGGUGCCAAGGUGCUCGCGGUGCGCAACGGGACCCUCGACCUCCACGGCGCUCCUGUGUCUGUUCCAUGGACGCGCCUGGCGUCACCCGCUGCCCCUGGGGACCGCGUGCUUAGGCUCGAGACGCCCGUCGCCUGGCGCCCCGGGGACUCCCUCGUCGUCGCCUCCACGGAAAGAAGGUUCUCCACUAACGAAAACGAACAGCUGACGAUCGCAAGCGUGUCGGGAGAUGGCCUGACCGUGACCGUGACGGAACCUUUGCGUCACCAUCACGUCGCGUUACGUCAGACGCUCGGCGGACGCGUGGUCGACACCCGUGCGGAGGUCGGCCUUCUCUCGCGCAACGUCAGAAUCCGCGGCGUCAUGAGCGCGGAUUUCGCCGGUGACGUCAUAGAGCCAUGCGGAGGGAAGUGGAGUCCAGGCCAGUUCUCGACGGCGCCGUGCUUCAACGGGAACUUCGGCGCGGAACUCGGCAGUGACAUGUUCGGCGCGACGGUGAUGCUGGCGCCCGAACGCCCCGGCGAGGAGAUCGUGGCGGCGCGGAUCCAACACGUCGAGAUCUCGCAAGCCGGGCAGGCCUACCAGAUCGGGCGCUACCCGCUGCACUUCCAUAUGCUCGGCCGAGUCCACCGCUCGUACGUCCGUGGCUGUUCCGUUCACCACUCGUACAACCGCGCCAUUACCGUACACGCCACCAGUGGUCUAACGGUGGGGUCUAACGUACUCUUCAACACAUUCGGACACGCUAUCUUCACCGAGGAUGGGAACGAAGAGGACAAUGUGUUCGAAUACAAUCUCGCAAUCUUCACUCGCUUGUCAUCCUCUCUCCUCACCGCUGAUCUCACUCCCGCUUCCUUCUGGAUCGUGAACCCGAAUAACCUGGUCCGCCACAACGCUGCCGCAGGAGGAACGCACUUCGGGUUCUGGUACCGUCUGGAGAGUUCCCCUUCAGGUCCCUCCGCCGGGUCGAAUCACUGCCCCAACAAGGCGCCCGUGGCAGGAUUCUAUAACAAUUCCGCGCACUCCAUGGGCAGGUACGGUCUGUGGGUAUUCUCCAAUGAAGGCUAUUUUCCCAAGACUGAUAAGUGCGGACAUGAGGACACGGUAGCUCGCUGGGAGAACUUCACGGCGUGGCGUUGCGAGCGCGGUGCAGAGGUCGGAACAGGCGGGGCGCUGCAGUUCCACAAUUUCGUGGUUUUAGACAACGAGAAAGCCGGUUUGGAGAUGAUACAGGUCAAGGGAGGCUUUGGGUUGGAUGACGGACCUGGCGUCUUCAACUCGCUGGUGGUAGGCCGCUCCGCCCUCUCGCCCGGGGACUGCAAGCGACCCUCGAGCGGAGUGGUGGCCCCCGAGGAGCACGUGCUGACUGUGGCGGGCACGACCUUCGUCAACUUCGCCGGCGGGCAGUGCGUUGCUCUCUCCGGGUGUUCUCAGUGCACGAAUACCCGAGCGGGGUCGUCGGUGCGUGUUGAGGGCCUCACCUUCAUCAACAGCCCUAAUAAGAUUCGUUUCAAAUGGGAACACGAGACCAUCUGGCAAGACGUUGAUGGGUCCCUGUCUGGCAGUCCUGGCAGCGUGGUGGUGGCAGACAUGGGCAUCCUUCCUCCCCGACGCUGCCGCCGUAAAGAACCAGCUUUCUCCGUGAACCCGACGGUCCCGGGAGCAGUCUGCCGAAGUCCUAUGAAAUUCCUUCAGAUUCAUAUCGACGGACAAACCAUCCAGCCACCUUCCCUGAGGACGCGGGACUUCAUCGUCAGCAACAGACACGGCCAUACCAGAAUUCCCCUCACGGACACGCGUCUCUCUCGGCCUUGCUGGACAGCCACCGUGUACGCAGGAGACACUUACCUGUGGGAGUUUGAUUACGCCAGCCAGCUGACGAAUCUGUCUUACCGGGCUACGUCAUCACUCAUCGGCCCCGAGGAUUACUUUUUUGUAGAACAUCAUUUUCCUCAGGAUAUGAACUUCUUUAGAACGACGAACGAGGAGAGAAAAAUGGACGCAGAUUUGCCUGACGUUACAUCCUCUCGCCACGGAGAUUAUCACUGGGAUUCCGAAUCGCAUACGGUCACUUAUAUUGUUAAAGGACCUUUGCCAGGAGAGGUCGGCAGUGAAUUUUACCGUCACGACAGGGGAAUCAGCCGGAUAAUCGACUUCAAAGCGCAGAGAUGCCGCUACGAGAAUUGCGUCCCUCCCCCACCGCCUCCCAUGGCCCCCAACCGCCCCGAGAGUCGUCAGCUGUGGUCGGAUAUUGAAACGUGGAGAGAAAUGCCCGUAGGGUUUGGAGGGCAUCCUCUCGCCGACGUGUACAAUCUCCCGGAAGAAAACGACGAUAUAAUCAUUCCUAAAGGAAUGAAUCUCAUAGUAGAUAUCACAACACCUCCACUUCGCCGUGUUGUCGUAUACGGAACUUUAGAAUUCAAGGACACAAUGGAUCAUGUAUUCCAGGCAGAGGUCAUUGUUAUUCAGGGCGGUUCUGUAAUAGCAGGUUCCUCGCUCGAGAAUCCAUUCACCCACAAGCUGCACAUCAUCCUUCGAUCGUCAAUGAAUACGUCCGCUGAUCUUCCUAUGGGAGUUGGUAGGAAGUCAAUAGGCGUAUACGGGCUGCUGUCCUUGCACGGGCGUCCUCACACCAACACGUGGGCGAAGCUCGGGACAACAGCCGCCCCCGGAGAUUCCCAACUCACUUUGGCUCAUCCCGUCGACUCCAGCUGGCAAGGGAAACAGGUGAUGGUGACCUCGACAAGUGAAGAAGCGAAUCACACGGAGAUCCGCACUGUCACUUACGUCAACGGGGCUGUACUCACCCUUGACUCACCACUCACCCACCAACAUCUGGGUGAACGACACACCGCGACCGACGGGAGCUUGGAGUAUGACCUCAAGGGCGAGGUGGGCGUACUUACCCGCAACAUCGUGAUCGAGGGCGAGGUCGUGGCGAGCGAGAAGCACUUCGGCGGCAGCGUGAGGGUGGCGGAGCUCACGGCCGAUGGAGUAGUGUAUCGAGGACAAGCACAAUUAUCCGGAGUGGAGUGGAAACACAUGGGCCAGGAGGGAUUCACAGGACAGCAGGACCCGAGGUUUUCGCUGGUCUUCCUCGGUCUCGGGUCUCGUGGGUCUUUCAGCUACGUGAGACAGUGCAGUUUUAACACGAAUUAUAACACGGCCAUCGGGAUUUUUGCGUCCAGUGGCGUAGCGGUGGAGGACAGUGUUGUGUACCAGACCGUAGGCUCAAGCAUCAAGGAUCAAGGGAGAGGCAACAUCUUCAGGAACAACUUAGUGUCGGUCAUGCUGUUCCCGGGGACGUACGACGGCCGCUGGGAACCCCAGAACCGGGACUGGCACGCUGGCUUCGACCUGGAGGAAGCCUCGGGCACGGUGCUUCACGGGAAUGUGGUUGCGGGCUCAGAACAAGCAGGAUUUAGAGUGUAUGGAGAGCUGUGUGAAUACGAGACGACCUGGAGAGGGAACGAAGCUCACAAUGUUAUUUUCGGGGUUAUGGUGAUAUCCAUCGACAGCCAAGUGGGCGUGAACCAGCUGGUGUACGGGCCGCCCGCCCUCUCGCACCGCCACUACCCGAAGACAGCCACCGCCCGUGACAGUGUUUUCGUGGGCGCGUCUCCCUCCCAUAGCUGCCAGGUCCAAGCUUCACGAUCUGCCGUCUACGAGUUCUUCGCGGGCGUCCUCUGGUCUUCCGGGGCGAUGGGCGGCCACGCGGGCGUUCUCUUCGCCUCGUUCAUCUCGAAAGCCAAUUUGGCCCCGAAGAGAUUCCACGGCGCCGACCAGUACCCCGCUCUCGACGGCGCGACGCACAUCACCAACGUCACCUUCGUCGCCUACGCCUCCAGGAGCUGCGGGAGGGACGUGGCGCUGCUCACCAACCACGGCUCCAACGACGCCAUCCACCCCGUCUUCGUGCGCGGCCUUGCCUUCGUGGACACGCCGCCCGAGAAUUACUUGUAUUUGCACGAGCCAAAUCUAAACCUCGUUAGGCCUGCAGACUGCGGGGACAUGGACUGCGACGGCCUGAAGAAAGUCCUGGUGCAGGAUAUAGACGGCACUUUGCUGGGCACGCCCAACGCCACGGCCAUCUCGCAGGCGGAGUUCGAGUGGGACGGCGACCCCGUGAGAGGCGUCGGCGACUACAGGAUCCCCGUUAGUCUCCGGCAGCGUGUCAACGGCACCGAGAUCCCAGCGGAGGAGAAAUUCCCCAAUAAAGGCAUUGUGAGGGACAACUCAUGCAGCUUCGUGACGUCAUGGAGGGCGUGGCGCUGCUCGGGCUUACGUCACCGGAUGCUGGUUCUUGAGAGCCUCGACGCCGACACGCUGGUGCGACGCCUCUCGCCCGUCGCGCUCAUCGCCAAUCCGGGCCCGGAUGGAUACGUGGACCUCUUGAACGGGCCGAUGGACCACGGAUGGUGCCUGGGCUACACCUGCCAGCGCCGUAUCUCCACCUUCUACUCCGUCGUCGCUCCCGGCCAGGUGUACGAGGUGGCCAUGACGUCACUUCCGCCGCAGGAACUCCGACUCCACCUCCUGCACUCGGAUCCCAGCGAAGUCGUCCUCCUGCGUCUCUUUUACCCGGUGACGCAGCGGUUUGACGUCUACGUUGACGGCGCCUUCGUCCCUCCUACGAACGCCGACCCGGACACGUAUCCGGAAUCCUAUCAGCUGUUGCCCGAGGAUCCCGACGACCCGGAGUCCUUCUACCCGACGCUGCAGGACACCGCAGGAGCGAACUACCUCGCGCUGGAAUCGAAGUUCCUACACGUGGUCGUCCGCGGCGGCAACCACACCUACGACCUCAGGACUUCGCCGGUGGUCGUCCUGUCGUUGGGGAUCCUGGUGAACGAGGACGACUUCUACGGAGCGGAUGAGGUCGUAAGGAACGUGGCGCUGUUGCUGAACGUCGCUCCGGAGAACGUGAGGGUGACGGAUAUCGUUCGUGAGGAUUCGAGGAGGGAGGGGAGGGAGGGGAGGGAGGGGAGGGAGGGGAGGGAGGGGAAGGAAGGGAAGAGGAGGAGGAAGAGGAAGGCUUCUUCUGUUGUCAAUGUUGAGGUGGAGGUGAGCGGCGCCCCCCUGAGCUCCCUUCAAGAGGCGGGUCAUCCGAUCGGGGGAGACGCCCUUACUUAUGACGACCUGUUGAAUCGACUCGGGAUUGCAGUCGACUGUUUCCAAAGCCUUGGUUGUGGCGCGAACAUCGUCAGUCUAAAAGUCAAGUACCCCGUCGUCCCUCCUGACGUCCCGGAAUUGCAGUCUCCAAACGAGCAGUUCGGCGCCCUGCUCGCACCCGGCGCCCCUCUGUACAGCGAUCGGCAGCAGCAAUUGGAGAAGGAGGAGCUAGACCAGCUUCUCCAAGGGGAGGUGUUCCUUCGGCCGUCGUACGUGGAGGUCAUGCAGGAGCCUCCUGAGGUGGUGAUGGCCAACGAAGUCUUUCGGGUGGUCGUAGCCGCGUUCACGGAGAAUGGCACUAGAGUCACCAGCCUUGGCAGCAAAGGCUACCCCUGGAUGUUGACGGCGAGCCUGGAAGGAGGGCCUCCAGGGGCACGGCUGCAGGGCUCCACCACCGUCCCUUACUCUCAGGGCCAAGCCGUUUUUUCGGACCUUGCGGUAGACAGACCCGGAGGAGAUUAUAGGCUCAAGAUCAGGGUGACCUCUCCUGAGAAUGCUCCCACCCUUGAGGUCACUCUCGAGGACACUUUCGGUGUGGAACUUGAUUUAUGACUGAAAGCUGCGACGAGUCUUGCAAAGGAGAGAAAAUCUGCGGUUCUCGACCCACAGUUCAUUACAAGUGAGAGCCAUUCGUUGAUCUCAGAUGCUAGAGUGUUAAACAAAGUUCUAAUGCUGUUCUGUUUUAUAAUUGUUCUUUCGAAUAUUGCAGGAUUUUUGUAUCCAGUUGUAUAGAGACAGUGUACUUUUAAAUCAUGAAAUAAUCAAUGUCAAAGCACGAAAAUAAAAUUUCACUCAGA
Messenger RNA from Penaeus indicus, 7082 nucleotides. RefSeq names its product fibrocystin-L-like. The transcript is spliced from 42 exons. Bases 1 to 6837 code for a protein of 2278 amino acids. NCBI's taxonomy places the organism in Eukaryota, Metazoa, Arthropoda, Malacostraca, Decapoda, Penaeidae. The record is from RefSeq and is a predicted model, not a curated record.